AUGGACGAAAAAGCCCGUCUUCCCCCCUACAGCGCGUCGGGGCUGCCACUGCCAGCGUCUGGAGAUGCGCAUUUCCGCGCUCGCCGCGCUGGAUUUCGCCGGUCUCGCGUCUUGAAACUGUUCGCUGCCACUUGUCUAACACUCCUGGUGGCUGGCCAAUGGAAGCAAAUCUGGAGAGAGGACGCCAAAGGGCCGCUGCUGUCGCUAGACAAGCUCAACGAUGACCUGCAGACCUGCCAGAAGCUCAGGCACAAGCCGCAAGAUCCCAUCGGUCUAGGACGAGACAAGAACGCCAGAUGGAUCGAGGGUGGCAAGCCAACCCUUAUCAAGAACGCUACCAUCUGGGUUGGCGAGCCUGUCGAGGGCACAAGUGAGGCCGAUGCCAGAGCCGGCAAGGGCUGGGAAUGGAUCCAGGGCGACGUAUUGCUGGAGUAUGGCCUCAUUCAACGGGUUGAAUCUCACAUCUCGUCACGAGCUCUCCCACAAGACACUCAAAUCUUUGACGCUGCAGGGCGUCAGCUCACCACCGGCAUCAUUGACAUGCACAGCCAUGCUGGCGUCGACUCGUUGCCAUACCUGCGUGGCUACGCCGAUACUAAUGAAGUCUCCGACGACAUCACUCCAUGGGCACGAUCUAUUGAUGCCUUCUAUCCUUUGGAUCCCCAGAUUGAAGUCAUCAAGUCCGGCGGCGUCACCACUUCGCUCAUCCUUCCUGGUUCCGGUAAUAGCAUGGGCGGUGAAGCUUAUCCCAUCAAGCAUGCUGUUGGCCCCAAAGACGGUCGAAAAGAAUUUAGCGCGCAAGAUAUGCUGGCUGACCCGGACCGCAAUUGGCGUUACAUGAAAAUGGCAUGCGGAGAGAACCCCAAGAGAGUGCACGGAGGCAUCGACAGGCGGCCAUCCAGCCGUAUGGGCGAAAGCUACAACUUUCGACACGCCUUUGAAGAGGCCCGCGCCCUGAUCCAGCGCCAGGAUGAUUGGUGUGACAAGGCCGAUGCCAUUGGCGUUGAGAACAUGGACGAGUACUUGCCACAGGUGUUGCAUUGGGAGUCCCUUGCCGCAGCUCUUCGUGGUCAGGUCCAUAUCAACACCCACUGCUACACCAUUCCCGACCUCGAGGCCAUGGUAGAUCAUUCAAACGAGUUCAAGUUCGCUAUUCGGGCCUUCCACCAUGCUCACCAAACCUAUCUAGCUACUGAGAUCCUGAAACGCACGUGGGGAGGCCGGCCACCCGCAUCUGCCCUGUUUGCCGACAACAUGUAUUACAAGACUGAGGCUUUCGUAGCGUCUGAGCACGCCGGCAAGUAUCUCUACGACGCCAAUCUCACCACGGUAUAUGUCAGCGACAACCCCGUCCUCAAUGCCCAGCACGUCCUGUUUGAGGCCGCCAAGGGCUAUCAUUACGGUCUGCCCUAUCACGCCGCUCUCUCUGCCGUGACCAGCGCGCCUGCAGAGCUGCUUGGUUUCGGAAAGAGACUAGGAAAAGUCAAGCCAGGUUUCGAUGCCGAUAUUGUCGUUUGGGACAGCGAUCCUCUCAGCGUCGGAGCUACCCCCGUGCAGGUUUGGAUUGAUGGCACCGCGCAGUUUGAGAACCCCGUUGAACUCUCGAAAUCCACGGGGGGGCCCGUCGUGCCUAAUGUGGCGCUGGCUGAUAUCAUCGAAGAGCCAACCGAGAUUCAAGAUGUCGUUUUCCAUGGCAUCACCAAGGUCCUCUUGUCUGACGAUGAGAUUUUGGAGUCCAACGACAAGCCUCUGGAUGUGUUUGUCUCUGGAGGCAAGAUUGCCUGUAUCGGCCCAUGCAGCUCCGAAUAUGAGGCGGCUGCCAAGGCUGCCAAGGUACAUGUCGAGCUAACCAAUGGCUAUCUUACCAACUCAUUCACCGGUGUCGCUGGCACCAUCGGAUUGAACGAUAUUGAUGGAGAAGAUGUAACGGACAACGGACCCAACCCGGUUGCCUUCUCUCGUGCCGUCGACGGGCUUCGAUUGGAUAGCAAGAAGCUCAACGUUGCCGCCAAAUACGGCGUGACCAAGGGUAUUUCAGCACCGAAACUCUUGGGCGGCAAAUCCCAUCACGGAACCUCUGCUGGCUUCCUCACUGCGGCAAGAACGGUUGCUGAAAAGGGUGCUAUAUUCGACGCAGAUUUGGCUGUGCAUUACACUCUUGACCUUAGCUCUCGCAGCCUUGGCAGUUAUUCCCAGCUGUUUGGUCUGUUGCGAAGCAAGCUUUUGGCCGCUGCCUCCAAGGACAAGCCAGCUGAAGACCCCUUUUCUGAGUUGGCCAACUUGCAAAAGGUCAUUGCCGGAAAGACUGUGUUGGCUCUGACAAUUGACAAUGCCGAUGGCAUCGCGACUGCACUGAGAAUCAAAUCCGAGGUCGAAGAGCUUACCAGCUCCAAGAUUAAGUUGGCCAUUCUUGGCGGUUCAGAGUCUCAUCUUGUUGCGACAGAGCUUGCAGCCGCAAAGGUCGGCGUCAUCCUGCUCCCGCUUCAAGCCCAUCCGACUAACUGGGAUCAACGUCGCUCACUUCCCGGUGUUACAGUCGCCAUUGGUUUGCCUGAAGACUGGUAUGUGCGCGACCUGGGCUUCGAAGCCGGCACGGCCUACCACAACGGUAACGGCCGACUGACCGAGAAGUCGGCGCUUGAUCUCGUCAGCGUAAAUGUGCACAAGAUUCUUGGAGGCAAGCUGCCAGAGGCUCAGACAAAGGGACAUUUCAUUGUGAGCGAAGGAAGUCCGCUAGAGAUUGGAUCGCGGAUCAAGGCCGUUGGUGCCGGACGAGACAAGGUGGCUGUAUUCCAGUAG
Trichoderma breve is the source of this 2799-nucleotide messenger RNA. Its product is annotated as amidohydrolase family domain-containing protein. The coding region runs from base 1 to 2799 and encodes 932 amino acids. Lineage: Eukaryota; Fungi; Ascomycota; Sordariomycetes; Hypocreales; Hypocreaceae. Gene Ontology annotation, molecular function: N-acetylglucosamine-6-phosphate deacetylase activity. Gene Ontology annotation, biological process: N-acetylglucosamine catabolic process. The record is from RefSeq and is a predicted model, not a curated record. The transcript has 3 exons.